AUGGAAACGUUUAGAAUGGAUGAAUUUUCUAAAGGUCUCGCAUAUGGCUUAAUGGUCGGCAUACCACCGAUAUAUGGUAUUUAUACUGGUAUUGUCGGACCAAUGAUUUACGUUUUUCUUGGAACAUCACGACAUGCAUCGACCGGUGCAUUUGCAAUUAUUGCCAUGAUGGUUGGAUCAGUAAUUGAGCAAUCAGUAACCGAACUAACACCAAUACACAAUGAAACGGAUCAACUUUGUUGCUCCAAAAUAACUCAAAAACCGGACACGGAAAAAGCCAUUCAAUUAUCAUCAUUGAUUGCAUUUUUUGUCGGUAUAAUACAGGUUAUCUUAGGACUUUUAAACGCUGGUUUAUUAGCUGUUUGGCUAUCUGAUCAGCUUGUGGAAGGAUUAACAUCUGGUGCAGCGAUACAUGUCCUCGUCAGUCAACUUCAAACAAUGACUGGUGUCAAAAAUGUACCGCAUACAUCUGAAAUGUUCGGAAUCAUUCGAGUGAUAUUUUCCAUUUUUUUGUGCUAUUUUGCAACCGGAACACCGUUCGAUUUACGUUUACACAUUGUUGGUGAUAUCGAUGCCGGAAUGCGUGCACCGUUUCUGCCGGAUUUUAGUAAAACCGGACAAAUUAUUUUUUCUGCUUUUUCAAUUGCUAUCGUAUCAUUUGUUAUACAUAUAGCACUGGCAAAACUAAUUGCCAAAGAGUAUAAAUAUCAAAUUAAUGUUAAUCAGGAAUGGUUAGCAUUGGGUAUAAUGCAUAUUGUUGCAUCAUUUUUUGGUUGUUUUGCUGGCGGUUCAUCCUUAAGUAGAACAAUAACAAGCGCAAAAUUGAAAACUAAAUCACAGCUAACAACAUUGGUAGUGGUAAUAAUAUUAUUAAUUAUUGCAUUUGGAGCUGCACCUUUAUUCAAGUAUUUACCUAAGACGAUAUUAUCGUGUAUUGUUGUGGUUGCUAUGAAAGAAUUGUACUUAAAAAUAUGCUGGUCACGAGCACUUUUUCAAGAAUCGAUCGUUGAUUUCUUCAUAUUUUUGGUAACAUUUACAGCGGUUGUUCUGAUAAAUGUUAAUAUUGGACUUGCAAUUGGCGUUGUUUUUGCUCUUCUUACUGUCGUCUUACGAUCACAGUGGGCAGAAAGUACGUGUAUGGGACGUAUUCCGGGAACAUCAGAUUUCAAAGGUAUUGGUCAUUAUCGCGCGGCUAUGGAAAUUUCGGGUAUUAAAGUAUUCCGAUUCGAUGCACCAUUGUAUUUUGCAAAUGCUGAAUUAUUCUUAUCAAGCAUGCAUAGCGCAACAGGCCUCGAUCCGUUAAAUAUUGUAGCAAAGCUUAAGCAAACAGCUGAUGAAAAGAAAAAAGCGACAGAUGAUACUAUCGAUAAACGAAAUGAAACUGCAAAUCAUGACGAAGAAAUUCAGCUGACAGUACGACGACACUGUAUUCAUCCACCGAAACGAACUAUUGAAAGAGCUGAGGAAGCAGAAGAUUUAAUCCAAUUGACACAUAUCAUUGUCGAUUGUUCAUCAUUUCCAUAUAUUGAUCUAAUGGGUGUUGAUGCGUUAGCACGAGCACAUGCCGAAUAUAAGGCUAUCAAUAUUACUGUAUUUUUUGCUUGUUGCAAAG
Acanthocheilonema viteae is the source of this 1612-nucleotide messenger RNA. Lineage: Eukaryota; Metazoa; Nematoda; Chromadorea; Rhabditida; Onchocercidae. The record is from the annotation of a GenBank genome assembly.